Messenger RNA from Anopheles darlingi, 1104 nucleotides. RefSeq names its product E3 ubiquitin-protein ligase RNF113A (gene mdlc). Gene Ontology annotation, biological process: snoRNA splicing. The coding region runs from base 110 to 1063 and encodes 317 amino acids. Lineage: Eukaryota; Metazoa; Arthropoda; Insecta; Diptera; Culicidae. Gene Ontology annotation, cellular component: U2-type spliceosomal complex. The transcript has 4 exons. Gene Ontology annotation, molecular function: metal ion binding. The record is from RefSeq and is a predicted model, not a curated record.
GAAAAACGCCACAAAAAGUGAAGAAUUUCAACUAUUUUCUCCAAAAGACGGUGUUCAAACCACAAAAUAGGAUUGUGAACCCUGCAAGUUUAGCAGAAUCGUUGGCGUGAUGUCCACUUUCAUAAAACGGAACCUUAAGAAUAAAGGCGCCCGGAAGCGCAAACAGUCCUCCAGUGAUUCAGAUGAAACAGCCGAAAAUGAGUCCGCAGUGGUCGUUACGAACGAAAAACGCAAGAAAGCGAACCCCAACAUUCAGAGUACCUCAGCCCUCCGAAAGAAGGCCGGUCCAUCGGCAGCGGAUGCGAAUGCCUCCAACUCGAGCGCUGAAGACGACGAUAGUGUGGUGGUUAGCUACAAAUCGAAACGAACAGCUCAAUCGGAAGGCCCGCGAGACCAAGGAGCCACGGCGGAACUAGAAAUCGAAACCGAAACGGACCGCGAUGCGCAAGCCAUCUACCAGAAAAGUAUCGACAUCAACAAGGAGCUGGAAGGCAAACAGGACGAUAAGGUAUACCGAGGGUUGAACAACUACACGCAGUUUUUCAAGAAAAAGGACAGCGCCCAAGGCAACGCAGCCUCGGGGAUGGUGCGCAAAGGACCGAUUCGGGCACCGGCCAACAUCCGUUCGACCGUACGCUGGGACUAUCAGCCGGACAUCUGCAAGGAUUACAAGGAAACGGGCUACUGUGGGUUCGGUGAUAGCUGCAAGUUCUUGCACGAUCGAAGCGAUUACAAGCACGGUUGGCAGAUGGAGCAGGAGGGUGCCGGAACGGGCGGCACGUAUGCGGCCGAUGAUUCGGAUGGUGAUGAUACCAAGUACGAGAUUCACUCGGACGACGAAGAGCUGCCAUUCAAAUGUUUCAUAUGCCGUGAAAGUUUCGUCGAUCCGAUCGUAACCAAAUGCAAACACUAUUUCUGCGAAAAGUGUGCCCUGGCGCAGUUCAAAAAAUCAUCCCGCUGUGCAAUCUGUGGCGUGCAGACGAACGGUAUGUUCAACCCGGCGAAAGAACUCGCGGCAAGACUGAAAUCGAGAGAAUUAGAGCAGGAUUCGGACAGUGAAUGAACGAACUGUUCAAUAAAUAAAUCAGCUAACUUCUAUUUAAA